GUUUUCACACAUAUUUCAGCUCUAUUCUAAUCCAUUCUUUUACCAAUUUUAGAUAUAUUCCUACUUAGUUCUAAAGCUGGUGGUGUAGGUUUGAACUUAAUAGGAGCAUCACGCAUUCUUUUAUAUGACAUUGACUGGAACCCUGCAAAUGAUCUUCAGGCAAUGUCACGCAUUUGGAGAGAUGGUCAGAAGCAUUCUGUUUAUGUUUAUAGAUUACUUACAACAGGUACAAUUGAAGAAAAAAUUUAUCAAAGGCAGGUAUCUAAGCAGUGUUUGAGUGGGACUGUUCUUAAUCCAUCAUCUGCAGAAAAAUUUAAAUUUUCUCAAAAUGAGUUAAAGGAUUUAUUUACUCUUUAUGAAAACACAGAAUGUCUAACUCAUGACCUCAUCAAAUGUCAGUGUUUGAUUUCUGAUCAAUCUACUUUAUUGACUGAAAGGAAUAUAGAAGAUAAUCUCACCAGUUUGCAAUUGGCACAGAAUGCUAGCAUGGCUGAGUUGAUGAACUGGAAGCAUAUUAAAGGGCCAUUAUCAAAUGAAAAUAUAAUUUACCAAGGAUGAAUUCUUGAAACAGUAUGUGUGUGUGGGUUAUAAGCACCAUCUGAAAGCAAACCAUGUAAUUGUAAUCACAUUUAGCAUGUUAUAAGGUUUUGUAUCGUCCUAUAUGUAUUUUUAUGAUGGCUUUACAAAUUUCAUUUGUUAAUUUUUCUUAAAAAAAUAUUUUGAUUAUUUGAGUUAGGCUUUCCUGUAGAAUAAUUAGUUUACUGGGUUUCAUGAAAACAUAUUCUGAGGAGGUUUUCCAUUUCAGGCAUCAUAAUAUUUCUUAAAUUAUUUUCUAACAUCAAAAGUGUAUUUUGCAAUAAGUGACAAGAUAUUCUGUCACACCAUUGAAAUCAUGCAGUACUAUAUGAGAUAAAUGAAAAGUUAUGAACAUAGCCAAUAAUUAUUUCUCUUCUCUCAGGUAUCAAAUUUGAAUUCAAAAAUAAAAUUCUGAAAUGUUGCCAUGAUUUCUUCAAUUUUCUUUUUCCUUUCUGAGAUUUUUCUUUUGUACCAGAUUUCAAAUUUUGAAAUUAAUUUUAUAUAACUUUUCAGAGUUCUUGUCUUGAUCCAUAGUUUUCAGUAGUUUUAGAUAAAAAAUUUGUUUUAGGCUGUAAAAAGUAAUAUUUUUAUUUUUUCUUCUAGAACUUUAAUAACUAAGCAUAUAAUAAUCUUUAACCACUCUGAAUUUAUAAAUAGGAUCUUCUGCUUCUUCUAAGAGGUUAAAUAUAUCAGUUCUUGAAAAUGAGUAAAUAAAAACUUUAGUUUUCUGUUUACAUUAAAUUUUACAGCAAAUACAUUAUAUUGAAUUUUUUAAUUUUAUAUUUCUUAUUUAUUUAUAAUCAAAUAGCCACUUUUAUAAAAUGUUUCUUAAAAGUUUUAUGACAUUUAUAAAUUUCAAGUUUUAUUCAGUUUAUUAUUUCAUUGGCUUUUAUUUAAUCAAAGAAUCUUUGAUACUGUAUUCUUUUUCUUUUAGACAUACUUGCUACACAUAAUAAAAUUUUAUUUACAGGAUUUCUGCCUUGCAGAUGACCAUAAAGACAUUACAUUUCUUUUUUUAAAUAAAGUUAAUUCAUGACUAAAGAAACUUCAUGAAGAACAUUCUAGAUGAAGCUAAUAAAACUAUUUAUAUAUGAAUUCAAAAUCAAAUUUUAUUGUAUGCAAUAAAGAAAAUAUAUCAUAUAAUGAGUGCAAAAUUUACAAAAUUCACAGCAAAUAAGGAAUGUACGCAGUAAAUUUAAAGUAUAUAACAGAAGAAUGCUGAACUAUCAAUUUACAAGAAUCCAAGUCUGAUUUCAAUGAACACUUCUAAUAAAAUAUUUGUACAAGCUAUAAAUAUCCAGUAUUUUAAUUUGUUCCAAUUUAAAUAAAAUAUUUGUUCAAAUUUUUAAAUAUAAAAGAAUUUUAUAUUUUUAAAUAUAAAAGAAUUUUAUGUCUCUAUUCUGAUUUUAUUCAAAAUGCUUAUUCUUUACAUAAUAUAUCAAAUAAAGAUAUGAAAAGAUAUGAAAAUUGAUAUAAGAUAUGCAGGCAUGGUAUUAGGCGUAAAGUAAUGGAAAGAUAUUCCGUAAAAUGUUUGAAUGCAUCUUAGUGUGGCACAGUGAUAAGCAUUAUUUAAAGUUUAAUUUUAUUAAAGUAAAGUUUCAGGCUUGGUAAAUUUGUGAAAGAAAGUCGGCUUAAUUAAACAAAGCUACAUGGAUGAAGCUGUAUCUUAAGUGCAUUUAUAAAUGGCUUAUACAUUUUCAGGAUGGAUGAGAUUCCAUCGAAGUGGUAGGUUUAUAACUUCUCGUACUAAAGAAAAAGAUGAAAAAGCCAGAAAGAACAGCAAAGAAUUCUAACAUGUAUAUGGAUGUUCAGGCAAAUUUACUGCAAUGGAUUUGUGAGGUAUGCCAAGAAAAUGUCGAAGCAGGCACUUGCUUCUCUCUUCAUGAUAAUAAUUCAUGGCCAUAUCCAGCCUUUGUUGUAAAACAGUUUACGAUCCAUAGAAAAGCUGUAGCUCUCUAUCAUUUAUCAUACUACCUGAUCUAGUUUCUGCAAACUUCUUUCUGUUUAGGAUAUACUAGACAUUCAAAGCCAUAUAAUGAAGAUCCUCCAUGCAGAUUACUGAAAGAAGACUACUCAGUUUUCAGGAACUGUACAGUCACAGUCAAAAAUGCAAAUCAAAUGAUGGACAUUACUUAGAAGGAAUACGAAAAGCAUUUUUUCCAUUUAAGUAUGAUUUUUUUUUUUUUUUUUUUUUUUUGUUUAUGAAUAUAUUUGCAAACAUUAUCAUACCAUGUACAUCAUGCAACUUAAAACUUCAUUUGUUCAUAAGAUUGAGUAAAUAUAUAAUACACAACAGUUGACUGAAAGAUACAGGCUUUAUAACAUUCACUUACAAAGUAAAUGCAGACAUCUCAAUAUAACAAAAAUUGGAUGAAAUCUAUCACAAAUCUAAUAAAAUAAAUAAUACAUUUUAUAAUAAUUACUAUAUAUACAAUGAUAGAUUUUAAGCAAUAUCAAAAUGUUAAACAUCAGAAUUCUAUAAAAGGAUAAAACAUGAAAUAAAUCAUCCAAAAAAUAAAUUUAAUUCUCGAGAAAAAAUUUUCACGUGUUAUGAUAUUUCAUUUUGAUCUAUCAGGAUUAAGUCUAGGUUUGAAACUGAAUUUGUUAUCGAUAAAUUCUAGGAAACAGAUUUCAAAUAAUAAAAUACUCUAAACUUGUAAAUCUCAUUAAAUUGUCUAUGAAAAACUGAUUCUCAAACAAAUAGCCAAUGUAACUCAAAUAAGACUUUCCAACAAAUUUUUACUUUUUAAUUUAAAAUAACAUAGAAUGUCAAAAACAUAGCUAGCUAAUAACUAGAUGUUUUUAAUUCAUAAAACGCUUUGUGAUAUGAGAUGCGACACAAAUAACUGAAACACUAAAAUAUUUAUUACAUAUGGCCCCCUUCUACAAAGCAAAUUAAGAGUACAGCUAACCAAUAGUAAUCAUGAUAAUUUUGGAUAUUUUAACUAUGAUGAUACUGCGCCAAAUAUAAGCCAGCUUUACAAGUAAAUAUUUUUUCCUUUAAUACAAAAGGUAAAUAAAUUUUUUAAAUGCUAGACUAUAUAUAUUACUAAUUUAGUUUUCAGAAGGAUGAUACAAAAAAACAUUGCAAAACUGGGAAUUAAAUACAUUUUAGUGUUUCCUACACAGGCUUGAAAAUUGCUAAUAAUAAUGGGGGAAAAAAAAAAAAAGGCCAUCAGUACAUUUUUUCUCAAUUUCUCAAACGCUUUGACAGAUUUUUCAACAAAUGAAGAUAACAAUUAUACAAAAAAGACAAGAAACAGUUAUUGAAAAAGUUCAGUUUCGAAUUAGAGGAUGAAAAGAAAAUUUCUUGUUAAUUAUUGGUGUCAUCACUAACAAGGAACAAUUUAUUUCACAAAUACACAUUGUCAGAUAUAUCAUAAUGUUUUUAUUUUUAUAAGAAACAGCCGUUCAAUAAAAUUUUGGAUGUUACUUAUGAAACUUCUGGUAUGCCAUUAAUAUUUAAGUGCUAAAUAUUAAUGGCAUACCAGAAAAUAAAAAUAAUAAAAGAAAAAUACAGAGAUCAACAAGAGAAAUAUCCAAAAGACCAAUUAUAAACUGUACGAAUGAAACAUUAGCAGUAAAAAUAUUUGUUCGUCAAUCUGUAAUCAAAUCAAAAAGAAAACAACCAUUUAUAAUCCCCCAAGCAAGUUCAAUAAAUGCAGUAUAAAAAUUUGUAUUUAAAUCAUUCAGAUAAAGGCUACAAUUAUUAUAGUUUGUCUUACAUUGACAGAAACAAAUAAAAUGUCUAUCUCAGAAUUGGCCUGUUAAUUCAAUGAUCCUAGUGCAAUUACAUUAAAAAAACGGAAGAAAAAGCUCUUGUAUACUCUACUGACAGGUAUUGUACAAAUAUCCUCUUCAGAA
Stegodyphus dumicola is the source of this 4440-nucleotide messenger RNA. RefSeq names its product DNA repair and recombination protein RAD54B-like. Gene Ontology annotation, biological process: reciprocal meiotic recombination; double-strand break repair via homologous recombination. NCBI's taxonomy places the organism in Eukaryota, Metazoa, Arthropoda, Arachnida, Araneae, Eresidae. Gene Ontology annotation, cellular component: nucleus. The record is from RefSeq and is a predicted model, not a curated record. Gene Ontology annotation, molecular function: DNA translocase activity; ATP binding.